AUGGGAAAGAACGGUUCGAGAGACUGGACGCAGAUCUACGCGAUAUACGGGGUCGACGACUGGCAGACGCCGGCGUUCCUCCUCCUCCACGCCGUCGUAUUCUCCGCCCUCUCCCUCCUCUUCCUCCUCUACUUCGAGCCCAUCUGCAUCUUCCUGCACCACUUCCUACCGGGCCCCGCCUCGGCCAGAUUCGCCGCGGGAUUCACGGGUUCGGUCACGGCCCUCUCCGCCGUCUGCCUCUUCUUCGCGGCGGCCAACUUCCUCUACUCCGCCGUAUCUCUCCACUGGGAAAUGUCGCAGCGCAUAGUCUCCGCCGUCCCCGACUGGUCCGCCGUCCGUCACGCACUCGACCUCGGCUGCGGCGGCCGUGGGAUCCUCCUCAACGCCGUGGCCAUGCAGCUCAAGAAGUCGGGGUCAUCCGGCAGGGUCGUGGGCCUCAGCCCGGCCCGCACGCGAGGCGGGUCCGUCAGCCCGAACCACACCCUGAGGACCGCCGGCCUGGAGGGCGUCCAGGAGUAUGUCACUUGCAGGCCAGGGGACCCUCGAACGCUGCCGUUCAGCGACAGGUACUUCGACGUGGUGGUGUCGGCGGUGUUUGUGCACAGGGUGGGGAAGGAGUUGGGGGUCCGGUCGGCGGGGGCGGCGGCGGAGAGGAUGAGGGUGCUGGGGGAGUUGGUGCGGGUGCUGAAGCCCGGCGGGGUGGGGGUUGUGUGGGACGUGGUGCACGCGCCGGAGUACGUGCAGAGGCUGAACGAGCUGAGGAUGGAGGAUAUAAGGGUGUCGGAGAGGGUGACCGCCUUUAUGGCCGCCAGCCACAUCGUCUCCUUCCGGAAGCCAUCUCACCUACUCACUGCCCCUGGGGAGGUCAGACUCGACUGGAGAUUCAACAGUCUUUCUUGA
This is a messenger RNA of Striga hermonthica, 900 nucleotides long. NCBI's taxonomy places the organism in Eukaryota, Viridiplantae, Streptophyta, Magnoliopsida, Lamiales, Orobanchaceae. The record is from the annotation of a GenBank genome assembly.